GAGGGUGGGAGAUUUGGGGUACAACUGUGGUCAUCUGUGUUUGAGAGAGUGAUACAUUGAUACUGGCAAGUCAACGUAGAAGUACUAUGAUGAAGAGUGGAAUAGAAUUUCCUUUGAGAGGAGACUAAAAGAGGAAGAUUUAUUCAGUCUGCUAAAAGAAGAGUGGUAUGGUUCACUGUACUCUUUUUGACUGCUUUAUAUUGUCAAUCAAAAAAGCUAUAAUUCUUUCCAAACACUGGAGAUCUAUUUGUUGUAUUUAGGGAUGUGAUUUUUUUUUAUACUUUUGAAGCUGGAUACUGAGGGCUACCUGCAAGUGCCCACAUUCUUGAUAUCAAGAAGAGGCUAUCAGGCCUGGUAAAGCCAAAGCACAGGAGUUCUCUAUCCCCCAAUAUAUAGAAUCAAGCAGGAGAGGCAGCAGGCCAGCAUGGCUGAACAGGGACCUGGUGGUUAAACUGAGGGAUAAAGAGGAAACACAUCCGCAGUGGAAGCAGAGAUGUGUGGCCUGGAAAGAGUACAGAGAUGCCAUCCAGACAUGUAGAGGUCAGAGUAGGAAAGCCAAGGCACAUAUGGAACUGAGCCUGGCGAAGGAUAUGAAAAAUGACAAGGGAUUCUGUAUGUACAUAGGUCAGACGAGAAAGGUCAAGGAAAGUGUACUCUCUCUGAUACAUGAGAAGGGAGUACUGACAACAAUGGGCAUGGAGAAGGCUGAGGUUCUCAGUGGUUCUUUGCUUCAGUUUUCACUGGCCAUCAGGCUUCCCACAUCUUUCAUGUCCCUGACCCCAUAUGUUGGGUCAGGGGGAGCAAAAUCCCUCCUACUGUAAGAGAAGAGCAAGUUCAAGACCACCUGAUGAGACUGAAUGUGUACAAGUUUAUGGGGCCUGAUGACACACAUUCCAGUAUCCUGAAAUAACUGGCUGAUGUGGUUGCCAAGCCACUCCAUCAUAUUCAAAAAGUCAUGACUGUCAGGUGAAGUCCCCAGUGACUGGAGAAAGGGAAACAACACUCCAAUUUUUUAAGAAAGGGAGAAAGGAAGACCUGGGAAACUACAGGCCAGUGAGCCUCACCUCUGUGCAUGUGAAGAUCAUGGAGCAGAUCCUCCUGGAAGUUAUGUUAAGGCUCACACAAGAUAAGGAGGUGAUCUGGCAGCCUUCUAUGACGGAGUGAUGGAAUCAGUAGACAAAUAGACUGGACUUUGCACAGGAGGGGAAAAGCCUGACAUUCCUGAAAAUGGCAGCUGAGACAUCCACGGAAGUUCCAAAAACUGCUAAGCAAUUCGUCCUUAAAGAAGAGGUAAUUGUAGAAAGAAAAUGGUUGAAGCUUGAGGAAACAACUUACACUGAUGCCUCUGGUAAAACCAGAACUUGGGAAACUGUAAAGCGUGUUGGCAAGAAAAAGAGCGUUUCAGCUGAUGGUGUGGCAGUGAUAGCUGUCCUACAGAGAACUCUCCACUAUGACUGCAUCGUCCUAGUGAAACAGUUCAGGCCUCCAAUUAAUGGCUACUGCUUGGAAUUCCCUGCAGGCCUCAUUGAGGAAAAUGAGACUGCAGAAAGCGCUGCAUUGCGAGAGUUGGAGGAAGAAACUGGCUACAAAGGGGAAGUUGUUGAAUGUACUCCAGCACUCUGCUUGGACCCAGGUGUGUCAAACAGCACAACACACAUCGUGAGCGUUACCAUUAAUGGAGACGAUGCUGAGAAUACAAGACCUAAGCAAAAACUUGAUGAUGGAGAAUUUGUAGAAGUUAUUUCACUUCCAAAGAACGACUUACUGCAAAGAAUUGAUGAACUAGUAGCAGAAGAGCAUAUUGCAGUGGAUGCCAGGGUUUAUACUUACGCGCUGGCCCUGAAGCGUGCAACAGAGAAACCGCUCCAAGUUCCUUUCAUGAAGUUCUAAAACUCCACAGUAAGAAAUAUAGCUGAGAAUCCUCCAGUCCAGAUGGCUUAGAAGUGUAACUCUUCUUGUAAUAAAGGUUCCUUACUUGUAGAGCGAAAAAAAGAAUACUUGUAGGAAUGAUUCUGAUAUUUUUACCUGGAACUAACUGACAAUAAGCAUUUCCUAUGUUUAGUCUAUCUAGCCUUGGCAGAAUAAUCAAAAUAAAAACGUUGCUUAAUUUUCAAAAUGA
Molecule: messenger RNA, 2119 nt
Organism: Numida meleagris (helmeted guineafowl)
Lineage: Eukaryota; Metazoa; Chordata; Aves; Galliformes; Numididae
Gene: NUDT5
Product: nudix hydrolase 5
Exons: 10
Coding region: 1228-1890 (220 amino acids)
Biological process (GO): ribose phosphate metabolic process; nucleoside phosphate metabolic process
Cellular component (GO): nucleus
Molecular function (GO): ADP-ribose diphosphatase activity
Source: RefSeq, a predicted model, not a curated record